Molecule: messenger RNA, 2865 nt
Organism: Paralichthys olivaceus (Japanese flounder)
Lineage: Eukaryota; Metazoa; Chordata; Actinopteri; Pleuronectiformes; Paralichthyidae
Product: ephrin-A4
Biological process (GO): axon guidance; ephrin receptor signaling pathway
Cellular component (GO): plasma membrane
Molecular function (GO): ephrin receptor binding
Source: RefSeq, a predicted model, not a curated record
CGCUGCCAGUUUGAUUUACAUCGUGACCCACCGCCGCACCGCUCAGCUGCUGCUCACCUUUACACCCACCUUCAAACUCCUCUUACCCUGAGAGACUUUACACUGGGACCUCAGCGUCAUGCAGAAUAAUGGAUAAACUCUGGAGAACCUCUCACAGUGGAGGUGCACUCCUUCAGCUCUGCAGCCUCUGACUGUUUAAACCUUUAAAAAGCGACUUUACUCACUUGUAUUCAUGAUGCGAGGCUGCUGCAGCAGAUGACUGAAGUUUUGAGCCGGUUCCUGAGUUGGUGAAGCCGCUGGUAGGAAGUUGGUCACCGGGUGCCUCCUCCUCCUCCGCCUCGGUUUUUCUCCUCACCUGAGGCGCGCACCACUUCCAGCCAGGCCCCGGCGCACAGCCUCUCUCCGCGGGCCUCCCCUCCCUCAGCGGCGGUCAGGAUGGCCUCCGUGACACCGGGAGCUCUCGCCACCUGGAAAGCCACGAUCUUACUCUUCAACAUCAUCUCAGCCGCCGUGGCCAAACGACAUGUCGUGUACUGGAACUCCACAAACACCAGGUUAACGACAGGAGGUCUGUCCAUCCAGGUGAAUCUGAACGACUACCUGGACAUCUACUGCCCCCACUUUCCCAACAAGGAAACCCUGGGCCCCAGGCAGCCGGAGACGCUGGCCCUCUACCUGGUUAGAGAGGCAUCGUUUCAGGGCUGCGUGGAGACCAAAGGGGCAAUCAAGAGAUGGGAGUGUAACACCCCCUACGCUCCAUUUGGACCAGUGCGCUUCUCUGAGAAGAUCCAAAGGUUCACACCCUUCUCACUGGGGUUUGAGUUUCUCCCAGGGCACCACUACUACUACAGCUCUCUACCCACAGAUGAAGGCCCUCUUCUGCCAUGUAUGAAGUUGCGUGUCACUGUGUGUUGUGAGCCCACAUCAGAGGGUUUAAAACAAACACAAGUAACUGUACCUCAGAGUAGUUCUUCCUCACUGCGGAUAGCUCCACUCCUCUUCAUCCUUCUCCUGCUGACUACCUGACCCCCUCGUCUGUCCUCACCACCGACCUCGCUCCUGCUCUCCACAAGGAUCAGGAGUCACUACUCAGACGAUCAAGUACACAAUGCAAUCUACGCUCAGACAGCGAAUGACACAAUGCAAUCUACGCUAAGCUAUUGCAAAUGACCAACAUUACCUUGUGAGUGUUUGACCUGUGAAAUUCCAGGAAGAAUAUUCUCUGGUGUCUUCUUCAGAAAACAGUGGCCACAGUGACUCAGGGACUGAUUUACCGAAUCACUGUGAUUCAUUUCUUGUUAUUUCCUUCUGCCACUUGUAAGUAGCAGCUCAGAAUAUUACACACAGAGCUAGGCCUAGUCAUAAGACUCAUAUCCCAGUCUGCCUCUGCCAGAAGAACAAUGAGUCUGUCUGGACGUGUUCCAGCAAAGUUCUCUCACUUUUUCAUUUCUGUUCCUCAUCCUGUUUUUCUUUUUCUACUUAGAUUCCUGUAUUUGCUUUUUUAUUUUUUUUUAAACCUGUCUCCAGUUGAGAAUUGGCCAAAUAAACACAUUCUACUGCACUGAGUGGCUCAGGUUGGAGGUCGAUCAGUCAGCUGGUGACUUUUUUUUCUUUCCCGUUAUGCUGGAUAUGGCCAGACAAAAUUAAUUUACUCAUUUAUAACUGCCUAGUUUACAUCUGAGAAUAUUAAAUGUGUUUUAAAGCUAAUUAGAUUUCUUGGAAAGGGGAUUUUUAAGAAGAAAUGAGGAUUAUUCGGGAAAAGUCAGGAAAAGCUCCUGCGCCCCCUACUGGGAUCAGACUGGUUUAACUGGAAUUGGACUGGGUUGGCCCCGAACCCAGAACCUGGACACUCGAUUUUGGUGGUAUGUGGUAAUAAUGGCAUCUGGGACUAAGAUUGUUCCUCUCUGACUGGACCCCCAGUUAUUCUGCCUCCCCAGCCUCUCUGUUUACUCAUAAACAGAGAGCAUCAACACGUCUGUCUUCACUGAACACUCUGCAGACCACUGAGGAGGCUGACCAUGUGUGGAGAUGUGGCACACCAGCAUUUUGUUCCUUGCGUUGUUUAUUGUUUUCACAGGAUUCUUGAUGUUAGCUUUAACUGUAUAGUUAAUAUAUUCUGCACAAUAAGAUGUAUUAACUGUAUAAGUCAGUGAUUUAGUAAGAUCUGAUAUUUAAAUGCAAACAACUGGAAAUAAUGGCUUUUUUACCUACACAGACAAUGAUUUAUAUUCUGGAUAUAUAUGGAUUUAAUGGAUUCUUAUCAACAUGCUCUGCUACAAUGUAGUUUCCCAAGUGAAAGGAUUUAACGGUGGAAUUUAUUUAAUAUUGUAUGCCAUUUAGUUUCUUAAAGAAAUGGCUCUAAUUGACUUUCGUCGAUUAAGAAAAUAUUACAAGUAAUUACAUAUUAAUUUACUUAAUUUUAAGAUUGUAAUUGAAGAUAAUAAAUCUGUGUAUUUUCUUAAUGAAAUUAAAUAUAUAAGGUUAAAUCAUUAUUUCCCCACAAUAUUUGAGUGAUUUGAGGUCAGAAAAUCUAUAGAUUAAUUAUAUCAUUUAUUCUAAAAAAAAUACUACAUUGUUAGCACUUAAUAUAUUUCUUUUCUUCAAAGCAGUCACACCAGUCAUUGUUUUGUUUAUUUCCAAAAUGGGUGAUGAAAACCAAUGUUUAAAAAUGUUUAAUUUCAACGAUGUAGAAUUUUACAAUCAUGUACUUGUAGGAUUAUGAUGUUGAUUUCUUAAUGUGUGUGUGUUUGUAACGUGUUUCACAUUUUAGUGAAAAAUGUAGCUUCUUCUGUGAAGAGCCAACUGCAAUCUGAGCCUUUUUUUUUUACGUGGCACGUCAAAAUAAAUAUGAUUGCAUUAAAACAA